UUAAAGGGGUGAGUAGGGCGAUUUUUCCCGGUGUAUAAUUGGGUAGUUUUCUCUGAAAAUCCUGUUAAUUGGUGUUUUACUUAUAAAUGGACAACACUGCAAUAGUGCAGUUGACGCCAUAUCUACUCCUGUUAUUUUAUCGAUAAAUUGCGUAGAUUCACAGUUUUAUAUGACGUCUUUAUUUUGUUUGAUCGAACACUUAGGUCGUGGAAAUCCAGCUCACUAUCAGGAAGAGUCAUUUGUGUCAUCUAGUUUGACGACAAUAGGUUUACAAAGGUUUAUGCAUUGCCGAAAGCAGUGGGACAUCAAUUGGCAAGCAGUAAGGGUGCUUUGUAACCAUCAAAAAUUACGGCCCUUCAGGUCGUGACUUUUCGUCUCCUCAGCCUCAUCUCCCGUCAUUCUGUUUUCUACAACAGGCAGGGAACGUGGCAGGCCAGUUUCUUGCAAUUCUUUUUCCACCCACAUCUUUAAAAACUUUCUGAUCCCUCCACUUGUGAAUUUCAAUUUUAACCAUGAGUAACAUCAAUGUCAAUCGUAGUCUUUCAGACCAAUUUUACCGCUAUAAGAUGCCAAAGCUUCUUGCCAAGGUGGAAGGAAAGGGCAAUGGCAUCAAAACAGUAGUGGUAAAUAUGGUUGAAGUAGCAAAGGCUUUGAACAGACCUCCAACUUAUCCCACUAAAUACUUUGGAUGUGAACUUGGAGCACAGACUCAAUUCGAUUUAAAAAAUGAGCGUUAUAUCGUAAAUGGCUCUCAUGAAGCUGCUAAGCUUCAAGAUCUUUUGGAUGGCUUUAUCAAGCGUUUUGUUUUGUGCCCUUCAUGUGAAAAUCCUGAAACUGUACUUACUGUCCUUCCCAAAAAAGGUGUAAUCAAUACCAAGUGUAUUGCUUGUGGCUACAGUGGACAGCUUGAUUCAACUCACAAGUUAACUACAUUUAUCCUCAAGAAUCCACCAGGGCAAGAUCCAACCAAAACCUCAAGUUUAUCUACUAAGAAAGGAAAGAGGAAGGGUAAAGAUGAGAAAACCCCUAAGAAACAACAAAAUGGGGAAGAUAGUGGAUCACACAGCCCUCAGCAUGAUUCUGACUUGGAGAAUGGAUCACCUGAAAAGGUAAAGUUGCAUAAGGAUGAUGAUGAUGACUGGUGUGAUGACACAGAUGCUGAAGCUGUGGCUAGGCGUAUGGAAAGUUUGACAUCUGGAGCCAAAGGUUUAAUGCUCAAUGAUGACUUGGAAAAAUCCCCCCAGGAAAGACUUGAUUUAUUCUAUGAAUUUGUAAAGAAACAUAAAGAAACUGGAACCAUAGAGAACCUGCAAAAAGAAUUGGUUGGUGAGGCUGAGAGACUUGAUAUCAAAGACAAGGCUGUGUUGGUCUUAUGUGAAUUGUUACUUGGAGAACAUAUAAUGCAAGAAGUCAAAACUCACAGGCUCUUGUUUUUAAGAUUUACACAUGGAAAUCACAAAGCCCAAAAAUACCUGUUGGGUGGUUUAGAGCAAGUAAUCAAUUUGCACAAAGAUUCUCUGAUGAACAAAGUUCCGCACAUUUUGAAACUAUUUUAUGAUACUGACAUCUUAGAGGAAGAAGUAUUGAUAGAUUGGUCGCAGAAGGUGUCUAAAAAGUAUGUGAGUAAAGAAGUGGCUCAAGAAAUCCAUGAAAAAGCUAAACCUUUUAUCAAGUGGCUCCAAGAAGCUGAAGAGGAGGAGUCAAGUGACGACAAUGAAGAUGAUGAGGAGGAAGUUGAAGUUGUGUAUAGCGAUCGUCACAUCAGUACAUCAAUAAGUGUUGAGAAAGAACAGCCAAAGCCUGUAAAACCUGAAGUCCCUGCUGGCAAUGAUGAUGAUGAUUUGGAUAUAGAUGCCAUAUAAAUUUUCUGCUAAUUAUAUGUCUAGCACAUACUUUGAUAUUUGUGAUAUUCUUUCUUUGAAUUGUAUCAUAUAUAAACUUUCUGCAUCCAAAAGAAAUGCUUUUUCAAAUUAAGUGUUUAAAAAUUGUUUGUCAAGUAGUUAUUUGGAAUUUUCAUGUUCUUUGAUUUUCUCAUUGAGAGAAUCAUUUUGGAAUGGGGCAUGGCAACAUGUCUUUGUUCCUUGUUUUAGGAAAAAAAUGUUAGUCAUUUUUCAUUGUAUUUUGUAAUGGUGUAAAAAGGAGCUUAAAUAAAUCUGCAACGAUAA
This is a messenger RNA of Stegodyphus dumicola, 2165 nucleotides long. It is a transcript of the gene eIF5, whose product is annotated as eukaryotic translation initiation factor 5. Gene Ontology annotation, biological process: translational initiation; formation of cytoplasmic translation initiation complex. Gene Ontology annotation, cellular component: cytosol. Gene Ontology annotation, molecular function: translation initiation factor activity; GDP-dissociation inhibitor activity; eukaryotic initiation factor eIF2 binding. The record is from RefSeq and is a predicted model, not a curated record. Lineage: Eukaryota; Metazoa; Arthropoda; Arachnida; Araneae; Eresidae.